Messenger RNA from Suillus plorans, 3885 nucleotides. RefSeq lists its product as uncharacterized. Gene Ontology annotation, molecular function: protein binding. The record is from RefSeq and is a predicted model, not a curated record. NCBI's taxonomy places the organism in Eukaryota, Fungi, Basidiomycota, Agaricomycetes, Boletales, Suillaceae. Bases 1 to 3885 code for a protein of 1294 amino acids. The transcript has 10 exons.
AUGAGUGAAGACAAUCCUCCUUGGAAGAAGCGUUGGGGGUUACUAACGCAAAGUCGUUCAAACCCUCAUUUGGCAGAGGAGAGAGGCCAGAAAGCAGUCAGUGGUCCUUCCUCUCUUCCGCCUUCGAGGAAUGAAUCUCGCAGAGGAUUAUCGAGGUUGGUUCCCAAGUACUUGGGCAAGGUAACCAAGCGCUUCGCUCGACAGUCUCCCAACCCUGAACCCACGGUUGCAAGUUCUAGUGCACAAGAUCGCCUACACCCUCAGAAAAGCCAGGAUCUUCCACCACCCACUAUCACUCCCGAAUUAAAUCCUGACCAGUCUUCCGAUGUGGGCGUUGCAAACAUAAGUUUGACUAUUACAUCCGAACAACCUGACCCGAAGGUUGUCAAGGAAAAGCUCGUGAAUGCCAAAUCGGAUCUCGACGGAAUCAAACAUGUCUCAGGCAUGGUGAAAAAUACUGCUUCAGCAUCCGACAACCUACAGUCUGUUUCCGAUACGAUUGACACGUUCUCCCCGAUUCUCGCACCAUUAAGAGUGUUUAACACUGUCGCUACAACGCUUGCAGAUGUCCAUCCCUACGCGAAGGUGGCAUUGAGUAUCUUCACCUUCGCGUCUAAGAUGAUUCUCGAUCAGGCGAACCGGGAUGAUGCAAUGUCCCGUCUUCUUUCGAAGAUCUCGGAAGUCUAUGCUUUAUUAACGGCGCGUGAGGGAUUGACUAGGAUUGCAUCCAUGCUAGAGAUAUAUGGAAAGCUUGCGCGACAGACGUUGGAGUGUGCCGACUUUGUAGUCCAUUACUCGGAAAUGAAGAGUUUUUGGCGAAGACUCGGCAAGCACGUCUUCAAUGAAACAGAGGCCGCAAUCCAACGUCACAACGAGGUUAUCGACAAUCUCAUGCAACAGUUUCGAGAUCAAAUGGUUCUUACCACCACGGAAACUGUUCACCGCAUCGCUGAGGACCUGGACGUUAGUGGCAUGGAAUAUAUACCUGGUGCUGGAAGAAAUACCUCCAAGAAUUGUCUCCCAGGCACUCGGGAAGACAUUCUAUCUGAGAUCAAAUGCUGGGUCCGUAGCAUGAGCGAAGACGUGCCACGCAUCUUAUGGCUGUCUGGCACGGCAGGGAAAGGCAAAUCAGCCAUCGCCCAUACCAUAGCCAACUGGUCUCAGGAGCGCGGGGGAAUGCGAGCUUGUUUUUGCUUCGACCGCACAAGGGAAGCCGAACGCCGCCACGAAAAGAUAUUCACCACAAUCGCACGCGACUUGGCCGAUUGCGAUAUUACCAUGCGAGGAGCAUUGGCGCGUGCGGUUCAUGACGAUAACGAGCUUAAACACACUGUAGAUAUCUCAAGACAAUGGCAGGAGUUAGUCAUAGGACCAAUUUGCGAGGCCUCGAAAGCCACCACUGCGCCUAUCCUGCUAGUUAUCGAUGCGUUGGAUGAGAGCGGUGACGCGAAUACCCGAGAACAGAUUCUUCGUCUGCUGUCUGGAAAGGUGGACGUUACUUCCUCUCAACCCGCCGAGCUACCGGCAAAUAUCCGUAUCAUCAUCAUUUCCCGCCCACUGCAAGAUAUUCGCGAUACCCUGGGUGCAUCGCAUGUCCGCCAUGUCUCCAUGGAUGAUAUCUCGCCUGUAUCCACACUUAAUGACAUCCAGUUAUACAUUUCCACCAGGCUCGCAGGACUGGGCAACUUAUUCAACAAUGCACAUUUCAAGGUGCUUGCUGAGAAAUCUGACGGCCUAUUUGAAUGGGCUCGUCUCGCCUGUGAGUACAUCAAGAGCACGAACAGGGUUGGCCUGGGUCCGAUGGACCGGUUCGACGCUGUGGUUGCUGGAACGUCUGAAAAAGGAACACGUCUGUUGGAUAUUAUGUAUGCACGCAUCUUGGAAGAAAUCAUGCCGAAGGACGAGCGCAGGGAAGCUAUCCCAGUGUUUUGCUCAGUGAUGGGGCAAAUUAUUGCUUCAUUAGAACCACUUCCCAUGCCUGCGUUGACAACUAUGCGAAUACAUUUUCCUGAUGGGCGUAACCGUUACAAUGUACAAGAUGUCAUUAUAUCCCUAGAUCCUCAGAUUCCCAUACACCCCCUCCACGCAUCCUUCUACGACUUCCUCACAGACGAAUCGCGGAGCCAUGACUUCUUCGUCAACACAUCAGCGGUACAAAGAGAUCUUGCUUUUGCCUCGCUUCGGGUCAUGGACUCGGAGCGCGGGCUUCGCUUCAACAUCUGCUCCUUGGAGAACUCGUACUUGCCCAACUCUUCUGUCCCCGAUUUGGAGAAACGAGUCAAAGAAUCCAUUCCGGCUGAGCUAUCAUACUCAUGUCGCUUUUGGGGAACUCAUGUCAGCUUUACAUCCUUCGAAUCAUCGCUCGCUAAAGAGGCUGAAGCUUUCUUCGAUGGAGAGCGCCUCCUUUGGUGGUUGGAAGCACUGGCCCUGAUGAAAACUCUCGGCGGCUCUGUAGUGACCCUCUCAUCCAUCGAGGAAUGGUUUUCGGGUCAUGCCGAGUUCACGCAUGUUAGUCACGCUACCAGGGAUACCCUACGUUUCGUCCGAACAUUUGCGACCACCAUCUUACGCAGCACUCCUCAUUUAUACGUGUCCGCUCUGCCGUUCGCUCCAACACAGUCAAUAAUGUUUCGCAAGUUCGCCUCAAAGUUUCCUUGCACCCCUCGCAUCGUUGCUGGCCACGUCGAGAAUUGGCCUCAGAUGGAGAAGAUACUCCAUGCGAAUAGCAGGGUUAACUCGGUUGCAUUGUCGCCAGAUGGAAAAUGGAUUGCAUGUGGUUUAGAUGACGAAACGAUCCAGGUGUGGGAUAUCGAGACUGGCGAGGCAUUGUGCCCCCCUCUUCGAGGACACACUAGUUAUGUUAUGUCUGUUGCAUUCUCGCUGGAUGGACGUCGCAUCAUUUCAGGUUCAUGCGACGAAACAGUGCGGGUGUGGGAUGCGAAGACUGGCGAGGCAUUAGGAUCCCCUCUCCGAGGCCACACUGGCUAUGUUCUGUCUAUUGCAAUAUCACCGGAUGGAAAACGCAUCGUAUCUGGAUCGGCCGAUGAGACAAUUCGGGUGUGGGACCUGGAGACUGGCGAGGCAUUUGGUUCCCCACUCAAAGGCCACACAGAGGGUGUUCGGUGUGUCACAAUCUCACCAAAUGGGACACACAUCGUGUCUGGUUCAUAUGACAGCACGAUCCGGGUGUGGGAUAUGGAAACCGGCGAAGCAUUGGGCUCCCCUCUCCAAGGCCACAUUGGCGCUGUUUACUCUGUCGCAAUCUCGCCUGAUGGCAAACACAUCGUGUCUGGGUCAGAAGAUAAGACGAUUUGGGUGUGGGAUAUGGAGACUGGGGAGGCAUUGGGUGCCCCACUUCAAGGCCACACGGACGACGUUAAGUCAGUUGCAUUCAUGUCGGAUGGAAAUCGUAUUGUGUCUGGUUCAUUUGACCAGACGAUCCGAGUGUGGGAUGCGAAGAAUGGCGAGGCAGUGGGAUCCCCUCUUCAAGGCCACACUAACCGGGUUCGGUCUGUCGCAGUCUCGCCGGAUGGAAGUCGCAUAGUCUCUGGUUCAGAGGACAACACCAUCCGGGUGUGGGAUGCUGACACCAUCACUAGAAAGGCAUUGGUUACCGCCCUCGAAAGCCACAUCGACUCCAUCAACUCUGUUGCAAUCUCGCCGGAUGGAUCCUCCAUCGUGUCUGGUUCGGACGACAGGACGGUUCGGGUGUGGGAUAUAAAGACUGGCGAGGCAUUAAUUGUUAGCAUUCCAAUUCCUUUUCUUGCUCGUUAUCUCUUGAACAUCUUCGUUACCACACUGCUUCAUUGCUUCUUGACUUCUGCACCUUAUGGUACUUCCGCUCGUCGAUCCUCCGGUGUUGCGUUACAUAAUCAUUCACGCUGA